AUGGCAGAGAAGUUGCCUGCAGGAACCGUAUGUGUGGUGUGUGAAGAUUUGGCGACAGGGAAUCAUUACAACGUACCGUCGUGUAAUGGAUGUAAAACUUUCUUCCGGCGUGCUGUUGUGAACAAUCGAACGUUUGCGUGUCGUGGAUCGGGAAUGUGCCCUGUCAACAAAGGUUGGUGUAUUCAUUUACUGAUUGGAAAAAUGGCAAAAAUUAUGUUAAUAACAGAAUCAAAAGAACAAUAA
This is a messenger RNA of Gongylonema pulchrum, 243 nucleotides long. The record is from the annotation of a GenBank genome assembly. Lineage: Eukaryota; Metazoa; Nematoda; Chromadorea; Rhabditida; Gongylonematidae.